This is a messenger RNA of Lolium perenne, 770 nucleotides long. Lineage: Eukaryota; Viridiplantae; Streptophyta; Magnoliopsida; Poales; Poaceae. The record is from RefSeq and is a predicted model, not a curated record.
AUGACGAGGACGCUUGUAGUCGUAGCUGCAAUUCUCUUCCUUUUCAUGGCUAUGUCUAGCCAACGGGCCUGGGAGACUGCGAGGACGUUGCAGGUUGAUCAACUGCGCGCCGAGGAAUCCUCCUCCGGCAGCUCCGGCCCCAUUGUGCCGCCGUCGCCGACAUAUUGGCGUGAGCGCACGCAAUCUCAGCUGAAGGCGAAGGGGCCCAAAGGUACCAGGACAUCUGCUUUUGUUGCUGUAGAUAAACCUCCCCAGGUGUGCCUGACAGCCUUCAGUUGUAGGUUCUCUAGCGAUCCAAAAUUUCCUGUCAUGGAUAAUUCAACUAACUCUUCUACUGACAGCAGUAGGGGCAUGGAGGUGAUGACUGCAGCUGAUGGACUUUCUGUUCUGAGGAGCAUGGGGGAGGAGUUCAUUGAUGAGGAUAAACUCCUAUUGCUGUUGAACAACAAGGAUGCCCCUGUUUGCUACCUCUGGGUCGUGCCAUCCCCCUUGAUGCACAUUUCCCAGGGGAUCAUGAAAACAGCCUACGUGAACAAGAUGGUCAAAGCUGGUUUCAAGGUUAAAAUCUUGAUAGCAGAUUGGUUUGCACAGAUGAGCUAUAAGAUUGGCAUCGAUCUGAAUAAAAUACGCACUACUGUCUGCUACAAUAUUGAGGUGUGGAAGGCAGCUGGCAUGGACCUUGACAGAGUAGAGCUUAUUUUGCUGUCAGAUGUAAUGAAUACCCAAGCAGCCAAUUUCUGGUAACUUUUCAUGGAUGUUUGCCAGAAAAA